AUUGACUUGUUCCGAUCUUUCCUCGAUCAUCGUGCAGUCGCAUUUCAACGUCGUGCAUCGUUUCAACGUUUCGCAAGAAUGAUCUGGCUGGGAGUAUUUUUACUGGCAACUGCCAGUAUCGCCGCCAAGUGUCCCAACAUCAUCGGGAGAAGUCAGUGGAGCACCGUGCCCUCCGGCGACGUGAAUUACCUGAUAGUACCGAUACCAUAUGUCGUCAUACAUCAUACAGUUACUCCUGAGUGCAAUUCGCGCCAAACGUGUACAACUCGCGUCGACAACAUCCGGGGUUAUCACAUGGAUAACUUUGGCUGGGACGAUAUUGGUUACUCAUUUUUAAUCGGUGGCGAUGGAAACGUGUACGAGGGAUGCGGUUGGACGCGCGAGGGAGCGCACACGUACGGAUACAAUAAAAAAUCUAUCGGCAUAAGUUUCAUUGGAAAUUUCGAAAACAAAAACGCUAGUCAGAAAAUGCUGAACGCCGCGCACAAACUAAUACAAUGCGGUAAAUCUCAAGGUGUGCUCCGAAGCGAUGUACGCGUGAUCGGUGGGCGACAGGUGAUCGCAACAGCGAGUCCUGGAAGACAGCUCUACGAGCAGAUUCAAAAUUGGUCCGAAUGGGUUAGCAAUCCUUAGAUACUCUCCAUUGUGUACUAAGAAGAUUACGUCACAACAAACAAGAUAUUCACCUUUGUUUCUUAAUUACAUCUAACUAGAAAUAAAAGCUGUUGUAUGUUCGUA
This is a messenger RNA of Pseudomyrmex gracilis, 738 nucleotides long. Its product is annotated as peptidoglycan recognition protein-like. Gene Ontology annotation, biological process: peptidoglycan catabolic process; innate immune response. NCBI's taxonomy places the organism in Eukaryota, Metazoa, Arthropoda, Insecta, Hymenoptera, Formicidae. The coding region runs from base 79 to 633 and encodes 184 amino acids. The record is from RefSeq and is a predicted model, not a curated record. Gene Ontology annotation, molecular function: N-acetylmuramoyl-L-alanine amidase activity; zinc ion binding; peptidoglycan binding. The transcript is spliced from 4 exons.